This is a messenger RNA of Salvia hispanica, 449 nucleotides long. The record is from RefSeq and is a predicted model, not a curated record. NCBI's taxonomy places the organism in Eukaryota, Viridiplantae, Streptophyta, Magnoliopsida, Lamiales, Lamiaceae.
AAUUCUUCACUCACUCCCAAAAAAAGCUUCAGCAAAAAGAGAAUCAAUUCCUAAAAUUGCUUCCAUUCUUCGAAGAUUUCAAUCAAUUCAGCUGGUAUUAUGGCGGAUUCAGGCGAUCGGAAGUCAUCGGCGCGGCGGCAAUCGAACAGGUUGCAGAGGAGAGCGCCGGCGUCGUUGCAGAUCGGCCCUGCGCCGGAGUGGAAGGCGGCGAUUCCGCUUCUGUCGCCAUUGAUUCAAUCGCCGACCUCCGAUGAUGCGGCGCUGGAGGUCAGAUCUGAGACGUCCGCCGCGGCGGUGGCUGAGAAGCCGGUGGUGGUGAUGAAAAAGUGGCAGCAUCCGGCUGCGCCGUUCGGCUAUGAGCCGGCGCCGUUUAUGCCUUUUGUACAGAUUGGGGUUUCUGAGAGAUUAGGAUGAUUUCUAUAUACUUAUCUUUUUAAUUUUUUUGAUUA